AUGCACUUGCAGUUCUUGUGUGCAUGCCCGUAUUUGUUGCCGGGUGAACAGGAUGAGGCAAAGAGAAUUCCAGUGUUCAAGAAGUGGAAGUGCCCUGAAGGUGUGGAGGGCUGUAUGGAGCUUGGCAAUCCACUAAGUCCGUCAAAACACUACCCAGAGGCAUCUCACAGUCUGGAAACUGCUGCGAAGAGCUUGCUCAGUCCCAAAAUCGAGAAAGCCUCGGACGAACCUGAAGUCAUCCCUCCUGGCAAGGAGCUUGUGGGGCUUAGCUUUACAUCAGUAGGCGCUACUGAUCCCCCAAAAGCGGAACUGCAAAUCUUGAUCGAGAAACAUGCCGGCGAAUACACCGAGCAACCAGAAGGCCGCACCACUUUCUUGUUGGUUGGGGACGGCGACAGUCACGAAUUCACGAAGAAAUACCGUGAUGCAAAGAAUGCGGGAGUCCCCAUUGUGCACAGCUCAUUCGUGAAGGCUUUAAUCCGGCGAAAGAAUGUUGAACCAAAACUGAAGUUGGCAGAGUGUCGCAAAUGGAAGGGUCCAGAUGACGGCCCAGACCCUCGCCCCAUGGGAUUGCUUUUACGCAAAAGGAAGUACGCACAGUAUUACCUCGUGGAGGGAAAAAUCACACUGGAGUUACCAAGCGCAGCAGAGGCUCUUAAGCAACUUCGCGAGUUUCGCGCAAAGGACAACUCGCGAACAAAGCGACCGCCCAUCGCAAAGAACUCUCCACUUCUGCAGGUGGAUCCCUUAUUCAGUAACAAGGGAGGCAAAAUCUACGUGGACAGUUAUGGAAAUGCCUUUAAUUGCUGCACGCAAUUUACUGACAUCAGCACAGGCAUCAACAAGUACUACUCCAUGCAGAUCGUGCAAACUAACAAGACAUAUCACUUCUUCACGAAGUGGGGGCGGCUUGGUGCUGAUGACAAAUUAACUAACGAUUACAAGCAGCAGUCGUUUGGCCAGGACGUGGACGCCGCAGUUGAUGCAUUUGAGUCGAAGUUCAUGGGGCUGACAGGCACCCAGUGGAGUGACCGUUUCAACUUCGUUCAGCAGCCUGGCAGGUAUGGCUUUGUGGAACUCGCCGGCUAUGAUAUGGAUGAUGGGGCAGAGCAAGAGCCGAAGCUAAAGCGUGCUAAGCUUGAAGCUGCCAGCGCCAGCAGCACCGUGGCUGAGUGCACUCUGCCUCCAGCGGUGAAGACCGUCGUGGAACUCAUUUUUGACCGCAAACUUGCGGAGAAGUUGCUCACUGAGCAGCACCUCAACCUUCAAAAACUCCCGAUCGAUUCCAUUUCCAAACGGCAGCUGCAGGAAGGCUAUGCAGUGCUUCAGGAAAUCCAAAAUCUCCUUCGCGAGGAUGCAGAGCAUAUUAACACUCUUAAACAUCAGACCCGGCUAGCCGAUGCAACGAACCGGUUUUACAUCAAAAUACCUCACAUCUUUACGCACGCCGAAAAGCCUCCAGUCCUCGAUUCACUGGCGAAGCUGAGGACGAAGAUCGAAAUGAUGGAACAGUUGUUAGAGAUAUCGAUUGCGCAAUCUUUGUUGACGGAUGCUUUACUGAACGCCAGAGACAAGCAUCCGCUGGAUGCCCAAUACGAGCAGCUGCGCUGCAAGCUGGAGCCGCUGCCUGAGGGCCACGAAGAGCGAAAACUGAUAGAGCGACUUGUGAAGGAUACGCACGCACCAACCCACAACACGUGGACGCUCAAGAUCCAAAGCAUCUUCAAAUGCGAUCGCCAAGGGGAAACAGAACGUUUUAACAAAGAGGUGGACAACCGCAUGCUCUUGUGGCACGGUUCCCGUCUGGUCAGCAAGUCGUCCCAGUACUGUUUUGCCUCGUCUGCUCAACCUCAUGGCCUCCUAGUCCUCUGUGAGGCGGCACUGGGGAAGCAACGUCCGCUCCUUGGGGCAGACUACGAAGCGGCUGCCAAGUGCAGAAGUGAUGGGCAAGACAGUGUGCACGGUGUGGGCCGCAUGUGCCCGAAUCCUGACUCUGACUUUGAGAUUCCUUCAGUCAUUGACGGAAAGCCGGUGCGCGUCUGUGGAGGAAAGAGCUGGAACAACUCAAAGGCCGUAGAUGAGCUCAAGGCCAACACGCCUGGGAAUCCUGAAGCAGCCCUAAUGUACAACGAAUACGUUGUUUACGACCCACGUCAAAUCAAGAUUCGCUACCUAAUCCACGUCGAAUUUGAGUUCGCGUCGUUUGACCUGGAUUCCUUCUGA
Eimeria mitis is the source of this 2223-nucleotide messenger RNA. Its product is annotated as NAD(+) ADP-ribosyltransferase, putative. NCBI's taxonomy places the organism in Eukaryota, Apicomplexa, Conoidasida, Eucoccidiorida, Eimeriidae. Gene Ontology annotation, molecular function: NAD+ poly-ADP-ribosyltransferase activity. The coding region runs from base 1 to 2223 and encodes 740 amino acids. The record is from RefSeq and is a predicted model, not a curated record. The transcript is spliced from 22 exons.